AUGCUGGAAGCUUUCGAAAUUCUCACUACCUCUGGUGUGGUGCUGUGGUCUAAGUCGUACGCACCAGUGGGGACCCAUGUGAUUAAUGGUUUGAUCAACGACGUUUUUAUCGAGGAGAAAGUUGUACCACAGAGUAUGUCGGGGACUGGGGUGUCGCCGGUUUACAAAAAGGAGAAAUACACUCUCAAAUGGAAGAGAGUCAAGGAUUUGAAUUUGAUAUUUGUGGCUGUUUAUCAAUCUCUACUUCAUCUGGGCUGGAUCGACAAGCUUCUGGAAAACAUCUCGACCAUCUUCAUCGACAUAUACAAAGAUCAAUUGAACGGAAGCCGCGCGAGAAUCACCGCAUACAAGUUUGAUCCUUACUUCGAGCAACAAGUGCGGGAGCUUGAAGACAACACUGGCAGUGUCGGAGAGAUUCAUAUCGCAGACAUCAGCGAAAAGAAAGACCCGCUUGUGCUGUCGGACAAUGGAGGCCCACCGCCGCCGCCGGUCCCUGGCCUUAUGAAGCCGCAGCACCAAGCUGCGCUAGCCGGGGCAACCUCUGAUGAGGCCACGCCACCCGCAACUCCUGAUAUUUCUAGAUCUUCAACCCCAGUCACAAACCACCUCCUCACCGGAAAAACUGGGCCUGGUGGCCGCGGCUCACGUCGUGCGCGCAAGGCCGUAAAUGCGAGUACCAAUGCCUCGUCUGGAGAUGAUAGCCCUCGCAAAGGAAAAGCUUCCAAGACCCCCACGAAAAAGAUGCGCAAGUGGGAUGCUGACGGCUAUGCUGAUGAGGACAACGGGGAGGUACUAGAUUACUCUGCCCCAGCUGAUGAUACCAGCGCUGCCGCUCCUGUAGUAGAUGCCAUUUCUCAGGAAGAUUGGGGCCACAAGACUGGAAAGGGCCAAUUUGUCCUGAAGAACUUGGGCGAUGAGGUCCACAACAUUCUGGAUAAUGCGGACGCCGACAAGAGCAAGGACGCUGCUGCUUCUGGCGUUGUUGGUUCGGGCUUCAAUGCCAUCGGUGGCUUCCUCCGCAACAUUGUCGGCGGCAAGGUCCUUACGUCAGCCGAUCUUCAGAAGCCACUUAAGGCUAUGGAGGAUCAUCUUCUGAAGAAAAACGUGGCUCGCGAGGCUGCCGUCCGUCUCUGCGAAGGAGUAGAGCGUGAAUUGAUUGGAAAAAAGACGGCUAAUUUCCAGAGCGUUGAUGCUGCUCUCCAGAUUGCGAUGGAAUCCUCCUUGCGCAAGAUUCUCACUCCAACCUCAUCUUUGGAUCUCCUACGCGAGAUCAAUGCCGUUACAGCCCCGACCACUAAGCAGCAAGUUUCGCGGCCCUAUGUUAUGUCUAUUGUUGGUGUCAACGGAGUUGGCAAGUCAACCAACCUGAGCAAAAUCUGCUUCUUCCUUCUCCAGAACAACUACCGAGUUCUCAUCGCGGCCUGUGAUACAUUCCGUUCUGGUGCAGUAGAGCAACUUCGCGUCCACGCUCGCAAUCUGACCGAGCUCAGCUCCCGUGAGAGUGUGGGUGAGGUCGAGUUAUAUGAGAAGGGCUAUGGCAAGGACGCCGCCAAUGUCGCCAAAGAUGCAGUCGAAUAUGCUGCAGCCAAGAAAUUCGACGUGGUUCUAAUCGAUACUGCCGGCCGUCGCCACAAUGACCAGCGACUCAUGUCUUCGCUGGAGAAGUUCGCCAAGUUCGCUCAGCCGGAUAAGAUCUUCAUGGUUGGCGAGGCUCUGGUUGGCACAGACAGUGUCAUGCAGGCGCGCAACUUCAACCAGGCAUUUGGUUCGGGCAGAAAUUUAGACGGAUUUAUUAUCAGCAAGUGUGACACUGUGGGUGACAUGGUGGGCACAUUGGUCAGCAUGGUUCAUGCUACCGGUAUACCUAUUGUUUUCUUGGGUGUCGGUCAACACUAUGGUGACUUGCGUGGACUGAGUGUCCCAUGGGCUGUUAGCCUUUUGAUGAAGUGA
This is a messenger RNA of Penicillium taxi, 1950 nucleotides long. RefSeq names its product signal recognition particle receptor subunit alpha. The record is from RefSeq and is a predicted model, not a curated record. Gene Ontology annotation, cellular component: endoplasmic reticulum membrane; signal recognition particle receptor complex. Lineage: Eukaryota; Fungi; Ascomycota; Eurotiomycetes; Eurotiales; Aspergillaceae. The transcript has 3 exons. Gene Ontology annotation, molecular function: signal recognition particle binding; GTP binding; GTPase activity. Gene Ontology annotation, biological process: SRP-dependent cotranslational protein targeting to membrane. Bases 1 to 1950 code for a protein of 649 amino acids.